Messenger RNA from Abrus precatorius (Indian licorice), 835 nucleotides. Its product is annotated as membrane steroid-binding protein 2-like. Gene Ontology annotation, cellular component: membrane; endomembrane system. Lineage: Eukaryota; Viridiplantae; Streptophyta; Magnoliopsida; Fabales; Fabaceae. The transcript is spliced from 2 exons. Bases 125 to 778 code for a protein of 217 amino acids. The record is from RefSeq and is a predicted model, not a curated record.
AGGUGCAGCGAGAAGAGACAAGAAAAACAACAUAAAACCCUCAAGACUCUAAAUUGAUUAUUUGUUUAUCAAAAUCUUCAUACUUCUUCCCUUAUUCUUCUCUCUCAAUCUCAAACACGUGGUCAUGGCUUUGCAACUGUGGGAGACUCUCAAGGACACCAUCGUCGCCUACACUGGCCUCUCUCCUGCUACCUUCUUCACGCUCCUAGCGCUUUUUUACGCCCUUUACUACGUCGUUUCGGGUCUGUUUGGCUCUUCCUCCGACCACCACCACCUCCGCAUGGAGGACAACAUGCCGCCACUGCGUCCACCGGUUCAGCUCGGUGAGAUCACCACCGAGGAGCUCAGGGCCUACGACGGCUCCGAUAUCCAGAAGCCCUUGCUCAUGGCUAUCAAGGGUCAGAUCUAUGAUGUCUCCCAGAGCAGAAUGUUUUAUGGACCCGGUGGACCUUAUGCCCUUUUUGCUGGCAAGGAUGCAAGCAGAGCUUUAGCAAAGAUGUCUUUUGAAGAUAAAGAUCUGACGGGGGAUAUUUCUGGUCUUGGCCCAUUUGAACUUGAAGCUUUACAGGACUGGGAAUAUAAGUUUAUGAGCAAGUAUGUAAAGGUUGGAACUGUCAAAAGUACUGUUCCAGUGACUGAAGCAGAAUCCACCGGUGAACCAUCAGAAUCUACUUCCCGUGAUGUUGAUGCCGUCAAGUCUACUGAAGAUGGCUCAUCAGAAACUACAGCUGUUAAAAGUGAUGAAACCCCUUCCAAUGUUGAUGCAGAUAAAGAAUAAUGGCUGGGUUGCCUCACAAAUACCCUUGCAAAAAAUGAUGGAGCAGAAGAAAAAAAA